Messenger RNA from Haliotis rubra (blacklip abalone), 1531 nucleotides. RefSeq names its product ankyrin repeat and KH domain-containing protein 1-like. Lineage: Eukaryota; Metazoa; Mollusca; Gastropoda; Lepetellida; Haliotidae. The record is from RefSeq and is a predicted model, not a curated record. Gene Ontology annotation, biological process: intracellular signal transduction. Gene Ontology annotation, molecular function: protein binding. Bases 498 to 1448 code for a protein of 316 amino acids. The transcript has a single exon.
AACUCUAAUUUCGCACGGCCUUUCAUUGGUCAGUGUGUGGACUUCACCGAAUCUGUGGGUGGAAUAUUCACGUGAACAGCACACACAGGGCCACAUGCCCUGAGUAAACAAAGGACGGGUAAAGGACACUGAAGGCCGUCAGAAUUAUCGCUAGUCCAAACAGUUUGUUUUUGUAUUGUUAAUCGUACCGGGCAAAGAGUAAUUACCCAGGAACAGCCAGAUUUCACUGUUUCAAGAAUUGGUGCCACUGUCAAUCAUCUGUUAUUAAUGAAUCAUUUUUGUUUGGGACUAUACAGUUUGUAAUCAGAAACUAAUUUCUCUGCAAAUCCUGAAGACUGAAGUGGAAAGCCAUGUUUCACAUCAUAGACAUCUGUACAAACAUGAUAAAGUUGUUGGUCAGCAGUUGUUGUCAUGCCGCAUGUAGUAGGGUAUCUUGAAAAAUACUUCAUACAUUUUAAAAAUUAUUCAAUCUGUUAAUACUCUGCUAGCAAUCUUGCAUGUCUCGAGUCAAGUCAACACAUAUCCCUUCAGUAGAAGGGAAUUCUAUAACAAACAGCAUGUCCAAGAAAAGUGUGAGAAGAGUGUUACAUUUGUGUCGCCGUUCUUCUGAAACCCUCAGCAGUGAGGAAAUAAGCUUACAAAGUGAAGAACUACAGAGUUUACUUGACAGUUCAAACAUUGACCUAAAUCAUCCAAGAAACAAGGGUUCUCUUCCCCUGUGUGAAGCGUGUCGAUCCGGGAAUGAGUGGGCUGUUGAUAUUUUGCUUCUGAGUGGUGCUGAUGUCAAUGUUCGUGAUAAAAACAAGUGUACACCAGUGUAUAUUGCAGCCUCCCAUGGACAUAAGUCCAUUCUUCAGAAACUUCUAGACAGAAAGGCUGAUGUCAAUGUGAAAAACUUGCAAGGUUACCUCCCCUUAUUGUCAGCAGUUGAGAAUAACCACAAAGACACAGCGCAGAUGCUCGUUGACGCCGGUGCUGAUGUCAACAUACUCCGUCCAAACACAUUUGGCAUCUCAAUGACACUAAUGACCUUUGUCCUGUUUGCCAAGAGUGAUAUUCCAUUUGCUGAACAGCUUUUAGAGGCAGGAGUUUGUCCCCAUUCCUUUGAAAAGCCUUUGAACUUUAUUCUUCUUGAAUACGGCGAUGACUGUCGGGAUUUUAUUAAGAAGCUAGUUUAUGCUGGGUUUGACUUCUACUGUGAUGGAUGGAUUAAGAUGGCACAACACAAAAUUGUUGCUGAACUUGCCGAAGUGAGUGACAAUGAGAAAGAUAUGAUAAAGUUUCUGGAAUAUCAGUAUUGCAAUCCUAGAAGUUUACAAAGACUCUGUCGCACAGUGGUUCGCAAUUCUCUGGCAAUGUCACACAAGAAAUGUCACAUCCGGCUGAAGGUGCAGCAGCUGCCGUUACCGACUGAGGUGAAAAAGUUCCUGUUACUGCAAUAUCUCUGAUGCACUGUCUUAAAUACAAAUAUUCUGCAACAUGUCUGUGAUUUGUUGGUGAAUGGCGAGAAUAAAAGCAGUGUUUUCUAUUG